AUGACUAGUUUACUUAUUUCAUUAACUCAUUUUUGUGAUAAGCAUGGCCCUAAAGUGCUUCUAGUUACUCAGUGUGCGAAAACUACAUCAGAAUGUGAAAAGCUACUUCUACCAAAUUACCCAACAGAUUCUUAUUGCGAAUCUUGUCAAAUAUAUAUACCUGGGGAAUAUAACUGUAAGUCAAUGAGAAGCGUGAUAAACGGGAGUCAUUACGUUUCCACACAUUAUUCGGCGGUAAGGUUUCAGUUUUUGGCAUCAUUAAUAAAGAAAAUAUUUAGCGAGGAGACUGUUAGUUAUGAUGAAUCACCAUUAUUAUUCUAUGAUAAUACAAAGGGAUUAAAUCUAUCUGUUGGUUUUAAACUUGAAGACCCCUAUGCUAGGGGCAAUGAAAGACGCUACUGUUUAGUGCUAACUAUAGAUACAAGAAAUCAAGACCUGGCAAUGGAUGUCAUAUCAAAGAACUGGAAGUUUAUAUCCGGAGCAUUUAGCAAUAUGAUUGAAUUUAUCAAACGCGAAAGAAAAGAUGAGAUGCUUAGAAUCUUGAAACAAAAUGAGGAACCAGGAUCAACCUUUUCAACUAUGGUAAGUGGAAGUUAUCUAAGAGGUAACUCAUUAAAAAUUCCGAAAAACCUAACCGAAUUAACGAAUGAUCAAAAUCUUUUUGUUAGGUUACACAAGUGGAAUGCUUUUACGUUGGACAGAUUGGAUAAACAAAUAAAUGAACAUGGAAUAUAA
This is a messenger RNA of Eremothecium sinecaudum, 735 nucleotides long. It is a transcript of the gene LST7, whose product is annotated as Lst7p. Gene Ontology annotation, biological process: positive regulation of TORC1 signaling; positive regulation of GTPase activity. Gene Ontology annotation, cellular component: cytosol. The record is from RefSeq and is a predicted model, not a curated record. Bases 1 to 735 code for a protein of 244 amino acids. The transcript has a single exon. Lineage: Eukaryota; Fungi; Ascomycota; Saccharomycetes; Saccharomycetales; Saccharomycetaceae. Gene Ontology annotation, molecular function: GTPase activator activity.